CACACGGACAAGACAGGACCGGGACGCAGCAUUCGGUUUGUCGGUCGGUCGGUCGGUGGCACAGAUCUGGGACGCAGCGGAUCGGAAGGGAGCGCACAGGCGGCUGCACGGGAAGAGAAGGGAGGAUAUUUUUUGGGGACGGGUUGUGAGCUGCUUCCUUCGGUUGAUAUAAUUUCCACAACGCGACAGAGCCUGGAGGAAGAUGAAGUCUCUCGUCCUGCUGUCUCUCUUCGCCGCGGUUAUCGCCGGAAAGUCCCCUCGGCUGAAAUUUACUGUGCACGAGCCUUCCAGGUUCCACUUCAACAAACCUGAGAACUACAUCAGCAUGUACCAUCCGGAGGGAAGUGACACGCUGUACGUGGGCGGCCAGGCGAUGAUCUACGUGCUGACGUUCAGUGACAGAGGGGUCCGCGACCUGCAGAUCCCAGCGGCAUCUGAUCAGACUGCGAUCGACACCUGCAAGGCAAAGGCUGCGCCACUCGAGCUGGAGUGUGAUAAUUUCAUCACAGUCAUUCAGAAAGUAAAUGACACAUUCAUCGCAUGUGGAACGAAUGCCGGGAGCCCGAGGUGCUGGAUGCUGGUAAAUGACUCUGUGUUGACUGAUGUCCAGGGCAACGGGCAGAUAGCGUCCGCCGCUGACAUCUCACCGCCCUACCCGUCCCAGAGGUCCAUCAGCCUGCCUGCAGAUGGGAGUCUGUAUUCCGCGAUGUCGUCGGUGGGAGGUCACGCCGGCUCAAUCCGGCGAACGUUUGGCUCCCAGAAGCUCCUGAAGACGGAGAACAUUUGGCUGCUGAAUCCUCAGUUUGCUGGUGCCGCCAUCAUUCCGUCUGUGCUGAAGGACAAGGAGGAGAUCUACUUCUUCUUCAGUGAGCUCAACAAGACAGCCAGAGUGGACGAGGAACCGUACCGAGCUCGCAUCGGUCGAAUCUGCACGGUGGACGAAGGAGGCAUUAAAGCUCUGCUGGCUGACUCGUGGACCACCUUCAUGAAGGCUCGGAUGAUGUGCGGCGCAGGCAACACUCAGCAGCAGUACAACAACUUGAAGCAGGCUGUGGUGCUGACGGCCCAGGACAAGAGGGCCGGGGUCUUGUACGGCCUGUUCUCCAAUGCAUGGGGCAGAAAAGUGAUCUGUGCCUACUCCAUUGAAGAUAUUGACCAGGCCUUCUACACAAGCAAACUGAAGGGCUACAGCAGUUCAUUCAUUGGCAGUCGCCCUGGAAUGUGUGUCCGCAAAAACGCGACAGCAGGUCACAAUGACAUCAAGAACCUGGGGAUCAUCAGAUAUCACCCAGAAAUCGAGGACGUCAUCCGGCCCGUCGGCGUGGCUCCACUGGACCUGCCCACCGAUGACCAGAUCACAUACACUGUGGCGGACAUCGUCCUGGCGGUCAACGACGAGCACUACAGCGUCCUGUACCUGGGAACAGAACAAGGCAAAGUUCUGAAAGUUCUCCACUCCAGCGAGGGGGUCUUCAUCAUAUCUCAGUACUCCCUGUUCCACAACGAGGGCCCUGUUUUAAACAUGGCCAUCGACGCCCAGAAGGGACAUCUGUAUGUCGGUACAGCGAUGGAGGUCCAGCGACUGCCGCUGGCUGACUGCCGUCGCUAUGGCGACACAUGCAGGGAGUGCAUCCUUUCUCGGGAUCCGUAUUGCGGCUGGGACAAGGCCAGGAGGAAGUGCAUCGCCAUCCCGCCUGGAUACAACGUCACGACUGGGGCACUCAUUCAGAAUCUGGACGAUUCCAACUCGUCGGUUUGCGGGGAAGCUGCUGCUCUGAAGCAGCGUCGGACUUCACCCAGAGAAGUGGUGGUCCAGUCCAACACUUCUGUCUUUCUCCCCUGCCCUGUGCGCUCCUUCCACGCCACCUACCGCUGGGAGAAGGACAACUGCAUUAAGAACUACCCCUGCCUCUUCUCCGGGGACUUCUGCGUCCUGGGGCCCACCUUCAGCACGCCCCUCAAGGAGGGUGUCUUUCGAUGCAUGGCCACAGAGGACGGAUUCAAGGUGGAGGUGAUCUCCGUCAAGCUGGUGAACGACGGCAGGCUCCUGGCCGCCUCCCUGGCCUCCACCUUGGGGCCGUCACUCCUGCUGGCCAUGGCCGCCCUGUGGCUCCAUUAACUGCAGCUAAUGCUAAUGCUAACUACUCAUCCUUACUGGCUCCCAAUGACAGGAAAGACAGGGAGCCACUGUUAGGAGGUUAGGUUCGCAGAGCAUUGAACUACAUGAUUGGGUUGUCCGUGCCAAUUUCAAUUUUUAGAACGAGUCCAGCAAAAUGCGAGUUCUGGAUUCAGUGAUGUAUUUUUAGCAUAAAGCAGCAGUUAUUCAAUCUGGAGUGAGUAGGAGUUACUGUCCACGAACUUGAUUCAAUCAUAAAUUAGGUGCUUUGCAAACCUUUCCUCUCUGACUCAAAAACAAACAUAUCCUAUGAGUUGGGCAAAAAAGAAAAACAAACCAAUACCAGGCCAAUUGUUUUUAUCAUUUCUCUACUUAUUUUGAAAUUGACUUGAUUGUGCUUAUUUGUGAAUAUGUAAACCUUUAAUACCACUCUCUUACAUCCCAUCAUUCAUCUUGUUAAACUUAAUAGCUAAUUAGUACUUAGUAAAAUGUCUGGUAUUGAGAUUUAAAAAGCCUUAACACUUCUGGGACAUAAACUCCUAAGCACAAUUUUGCAGUCGAGGCAGAAUACUGCAGACUCGGAUGCACUUGGCGCUAUAAUUAGUGCAGCUGAGUCCGACAACAUCACUGGGAGGAAGUGUCAGCUUUUUGACAGGAAGUAGGCGGAUGGGCAAGAGCUCAUUCUCGAACAUCACUGUGUCUCAGCAACUCCUCCUCAGGCGAGGCAGUUUCUUGCAUAUUUUUUAUCAGAUGGUAUCAGACGUCGUUGUUGCGCCUUGUUCACAGCUUUGUCCAUUUUUCUUUUUAUACGCUAUCGUGUCACCUCCUCCCCAGAUCAGAGCAGAACUGACGCUCUUACACCAGAUGUGAACAAAGCAUCACCCUCAUAUUCUUUGGGAAUAAACUUAUUGUCUUCAAGUGAGAAGCAGAACGCCCUCUGAAUCAAUUUUUAAAAACAUGAAACCAUUAAACAAUCAAAUUCAUGUCUGUCAACCCACAUGAAAAGUUUUAUUAUGCCCCGUUUGGUGAUUCAUCGUUGAGUCAAAAGUCAAACAGAAAAAAAAAAAAAAAAAAAAAAAGAAGAAAGAUCAGGUUUUGUGAAACAGAGUGAGGAGAAACAAUCUGCUGCAAACGACAUCCAAUUCCUGUAAACCUGACUGUGCAUGAAGAUGUGAACAAGGUGCCGCGCUAAAGCCAACUCACAUUAUCAUACACGUUGCAUUUCAUAGAUUACUGAGAGAAAAAAAAAAGGCUUGUGAUUAGAUCUGUGAAGUAUGUUCUGUAUUUUAUUGCUCUGCAGAUGCUGAUUUUCUACCAUUGCUGCCUAUGUACGUGACAAUUUGUGUUGAUGGUUUGGGUUUUUAUGCCAUAGUUAGAAUGUGAUAUGUAACCAUUGACUGCUUCGCCUCUUUCCCCAGGGACAUCAGUGGAUGAGAAAACUGUUAUUUUUUCAUUCUUGAAUCUCGAUGCUGUAAAAAUACUUCGCUGAUGUGCAGCAGCAACCACAACCAGCGGCGUGAACACUCGGCUUUAGGCUCAAACGUCAAACAUCAAAACACAUCUGCAACUUCUUCUAACCCCCGCGUCUGAGCACGCUGAGCAUUUUACAGAUAAAUUCAAGCUGAAUGUAAACAGAAAGGAGUCCUGAAUGUAGCUGCACUUCAAUUCAGCGGUGAAAUGACAAAACCUACAGCGAACCCUCUGCAUACUGAUCAGCUGAGUGGAGGAGGAGGCCUGAGCGCUGAUGAAUUAUGCAGCGGAUUAGCAUGUUCCUCCAGAGCUUUGAGAAUUACCAGUCUGUAAUGUUACAUAAACCUGGACGUGCUGAGCCUUCCACAGUGGCAGAAAUGUCAUUAAUAGCUAAUUAGUGGCUCCUCAUGCGCCGUAUUAAAGAAUUUAUUUUACAUGGUCAGGGGUGAGAGCGGCGAGCGUGUUCUCAGCUGUGAAAAUCUCCAGCCAGUGUCGCGCUGCUCGCUAGGCUCAGUUGCGUGUUGCUGCUCGGGGACCUGCUCGCUUUCUGCACCGAUGUGUGCUUAGGACCGUGCCAAAACAAAAGCUAUGUCGAGCCACUUAACGUUUAUUUACAAAGAUCCUUCAUUAGCUCCCCUGCACGAUAUUUUGUGCCACCUCAACCCUCGGCCCCCCCCCCACAAACAAAAGCUCACAAACACAAACCGACUGCAGGUCCAACAUGCAUACUAAUCUUCUUUGUGUCUCUGUGUCGCCGCCACCAGGUGCUGGUAAACCUUCAGCACAGGCUCCGUUGUGCCAGAGACCUUUGACAGGAAACUAACUCGACAGACACAGAUUUGCUGCCAGACAUUUUCCUCUAUAACCUCCUUUAUACUGAAACUGCUGCGUAUGUGUUGUCAUUUAACUCCGAAAGCUGUGAUCAGAGGAAGAGAAGCCUUUUACUUCCCCAUUAGGUCAAAUAACAUGGCGUCACAAUCUUCUUGUUUUGUUUUUAUACACACACAGUCACACAUAUGCAAAAGUCAAAGUUUGUAUCUCUGUUUGUGUAUGUGUGAGCGUGCUGUAAAAAAGCAAGAGUCUGAAGAAGAAUUAAAAACCUCUCAUAGCAGUGGAUGGUCGGUGGAUAACAUAAAUGUGACUUUGAGAUUGUCGACCAUCGACCACGUCUAAUUUGCUGCGUUAUUUUCACUGUGAACGUCAUCAGUCUCCAUCCGCAACAGAAGUAGUUUUAGUUCCCUGAACAAAAUUGUGUUGUUUAAGAAUUAGGUCUUGUACUAAUACCAUUUAGUGUAAUUGUGGUGGAGGAAAUACUCCAAUACUGAACUAAUUCUACAAUCAAAUCCUGAGUUCAAAUCUUAAGUCAAUCACAGAAACAUAAAUCAGAAUAUACUAUGUUGAUUAAAGUAAAUGAUGAGUUUUUGUUUUCUUGCCGUUAUAGUGGCAGUGAAUGAAGGGGAGACAGGACACUGGGUCAAAGAGCCGGGGCCGUCCAAGCACCAUAACCAUUCAGGUUUCCCAACUAUGAAAAAAAUGUAUAAUUUCGAUAUUUCAGCUUUUAAAAAGAAUAAUGUCCAUCAAGAACCAUAAACCUAUCUAUCCAUGUAAGCUUGCAUGCAAUUGUACGUUUUUAUCUUUUGUAAUGUUCCUCUGCUCACGUGGAGCUCUGGUCCCCAGGCAGGAGGAAUUAGCCUCUAUCCCCGUCCUCAGCUCAACAGGGCUUCGCUUUAACAGCCCCAGUUUUACAGCGAAUGCGUGGGAUUAAGAUAUUCAGCAUUUACCAACACUUGAAAACCACAUCUCCACUGUGUUGCAGUCCUCGCUUUGAUGUGGAUAUCCACACAGCUGCUUUAUCCAGAUCCAGUUAUCGCUAGCUCACAUCCGACAUCGUCAGCCACUCCGAUAACGGCUUAUCUCCUUCAAAGCGAGCUCUUUAUUUUCCUUCAGGAAACCAUCUGUGCUAAAUGACGAAGUGGAGCGGGUCGCUGUUUUGUUUGCUCUGGGGUUUUUGAGUGUCAAGUACUGUACAUGAUGUGUGCCCUCAACUCUGUGUCUUGAUAUAUCUGAUUUUAAAAAGUAACAUGCCAAACUAUUAUUAUGAUCAUCGUUAAAGGAAAAAAAGAGAGAUUUAUAUUGGUGCCAUUGCCAGUCUUAUGCCAUCUCAUUACAUGUAUUUUUAAAUAACAAAUAUCUAUAGUGCAAUAGAUAUUCAUGUAACAAAUCCAUAUUGACAUGUGUUUCCCUUAAAACAUGUGCGGUGAAAAUUAAUAAAAUAUAACUAUAAA
Messenger RNA from Paralichthys olivaceus (Japanese flounder), 5871 nucleotides. RefSeq names its product semaphorin-7A. Gene Ontology annotation, molecular function: chemorepellent activity; semaphorin receptor binding. Gene Ontology annotation, biological process: negative regulation of axon extension involved in axon guidance; axon guidance; positive regulation of cell migration. The record is from RefSeq and is a predicted model, not a curated record. NCBI's taxonomy places the organism in Eukaryota, Metazoa, Chordata, Actinopteri, Pleuronectiformes, Paralichthyidae. Gene Ontology annotation, cellular component: plasma membrane.